Geodia barretti is the source of this 1248-nucleotide messenger RNA. The record is from the annotation of a GenBank genome assembly. NCBI's taxonomy places the organism in Eukaryota, Metazoa, Porifera, Demospongiae, Tetractinellida, Geodiidae.
AUGAAACCCGCAAACGACCUCGAGGCGCGCUUCUUCGCCGCCACUCCCCGCUCCCUGGAGCGCUUCUCGGCCCACGCCGACGCCACCCCGGGCGGCGUCGCCAAGGGCGCCUACUUCUACCGCCCCUACCCGCUGACCAUGGAGCGUGGCGACGGUGCGUAUCUGUUCGACGUGGACGGCAACCGGUACGCCGACUUCGCCAACCACCACACCGGCCAGAUCCUGGGCCACAACCACCCCGCGGUGAUGGCGGCGGUGCAGGCGCAGUUGCAGCGCGGCGUCGCCGUGGGCGCGCCGAUGGGGCACGAGACCGAGGUGUGCGCGGAGCUGUGCAGCCGCGUGGCAAGCCUGGAACGGGCGCGCUUCACCAACUCCGGGACCGAGGCGAGCCUGCACGCGGUCCGCCUGGCGCGCGCCUUCACCGGCAGGAACCUGAUCGCCAAGUUCGAGGGCUGCUAUCACGGCAGCCACGACGCGGUGGAAGUCAGCGUCGCGCCGCCGCUGGAGGCGGCCGGCCCGGCCGAGCGACCGCUGCCCUACGCGCAGGCGAUCGGCAUGUCGGCCGGGGCGGUGGCCGACACGAUGGUGCUGCCGCUCGGCGACCUGGAGGCGACCGAUCGGCUGAUCGGCGAGCACGCCGCCGAGCUGGCGUGCGUCCUGCUGGACCCCAAGACCGGGAUCACCACCCGGCACGGCGUGCUCAUGGUCUUCGACGAGAUCGUCGGCUUCCGGCUGGCCCGCGGCGGCGCUCAGGAGUACUACGGCAUCACGCCCGACCUGACCACGUUCGGGAAGAUCGUCGGCGGCGGCUUCCCGGUGGGAGCGUUCGGCGGACGCGCCGACAUCAUGGACCGCUACCACCCGACCGCCGGCCCGGGCGUCGGCCAGAGCGGCACCUUCGCCAGCCAUCCGGUGACUAUGGCCGCCGGUCUGGCGAUGCUGCGCGAGCUCACGCCGGCGGCAUUCGAGCACCUGGCCAGCCUGGGCGACCGCCUGACGCGCGGGCUGCGGAAGGCGCUGACCGCCUGCCCGCCGCCGCGCGACUACCGCUCAUCGCUCGACGCCGACAAGCGCUGGGUAUCGCCGCUGUUCCUGGCCCUGCUCGACCGCGGUUUCUUCCUGGGCCACACCCUGGGGAUGUGCUCGAUCUCCGUCCCGACCACGCCGCAAAUGAUCGACGAGCUGGUCGAGGCGGUGGCCGAUGCCCUGCGCGACCCUGCGGUGAAGACAGCAGCCACGGACGGUUAG